CCCUGCCCCAGUUUCACCCGCUCCCCGUCCCAAACGGGCUGAGCACGGCAAAGACCCGCCGGAGCCAUGGAGGACGAGGUGGUCCGCAUUGCCAAGAAGAUGGACAAGAUGGUGCAGAAGAAGAACGCGGCUGGAGCAUUGGAUUUGCUGAAGGAGCUUAAGAAUAUUCCCAUGACCCUGGAAUUAUUACAGUCCACAAGAAUUGGAAUGUCUGUAAAUGCUAUUCGCAAGCAGAGUACAGAUGAAGAAGUUACAUCUUUAGCAAAGUCUCUCAUCAAGCCUUGGAAAAAGUUAUUAGAUGGACCAUCAACUGAUAAAGAUCCUGAGGAAAAGAAAAAAGAUACUACAAUUACAUCACAGAAUAGCCCUGAAGCAAGAGAAGAAAGUAGCUCCAGUGGCAAUGUAAGCAGCAGAAAGGAUGAGACGAAUGCUCGAGAUACUUACGUGUCAUCAUUUCCUCGGGCACCAAGCACUUCUGACUCUGUAUGGUUAAAGUGUAGGGAGAUGCUUGCUGCAGCUCUUCGGACAGGAGAUGACUACAUUGCUAUUGGAGCUGAUGAAGAAGAAUUAGGAUCUCAAAUUGAGGAAGCUAUAUAUCAAGAAAUAAGGAAUACAGACAUGAAAUACAAAAAUAGAGUACGAAGUAGAAUAUCAAAUCUUAAGGAUGUGAAGAAUCCAAAUUUAAGGAAAAAUGUGCUCUGUGGUAAUAUCUCUCCUGACUUAUUUGCUAGAAUGACGGCAGAGGAAAUGGCUAGUGAUGAGCUCAAAGAGAUGAGGAAAAACUUGACCAAAGAAGCCAUCAGAGAGCAUCAGAUGGCCAAGACGGGCGGAACCCAGACUGACUUAUUCACAUGUGGCAAAUGUAGAAAGAAGAAUUGUACUUACACACAGGUACAAAAUCGUAGUGCUGAUGAACCAAUGACAACAUUUGUUGUCUGCAAUGAAUGUGGAAAUCGAUGGAAGUUCUGUUGAGUUGGAAGAAUUGAGAAAAUGUCUGGACCAUUGAGAAAAUGGAUUUUAUAACUGGCUUUAAAACUAGGCCAAGGAAGUAGUUUUUCUGCAAGUCAGAUUUUUAAAGAAAAUGCAUCCCUUGGGUUAAUCUUUGUUUUUGACAUAGUAUAUCCUUUCUUAAAUGCCUGUAGUUUCAGAUCAGUAGGGAGACUACAUAAUAAUUAUAUGGUAUCUAUUUCAAUUUUUUUUCAUUUUUAUAAGUAAUUGAUAUUAAACUUUUAUCAAUUAAAUUUUUGGCAAUUUAUUUUUACCUUUUUUUCCUUCUUAAAGGAAAAUUACCUUAACUUUUUUACAGUCUGAAACAAACACAGUAGAAAUGUUAUUCUCCUCAGUUAAUACAUAAAUGAAAAUUACAUUUUUCCCCUUAUUGGCAUGUACCUGCAAAUAUUAAAGGAGGAGAGAGGUAAUAUAAUUAUAAGUUAAAUAAAUGUGGUGUAUACUUGACCAGCUUAUCUAAAUUGUACAUAAUAUUUGAACUAGCAUAUGAAAUUGUUUUUAAUUAUUAUAUU
Molecule: messenger RNA, 1520 nt
Organism: Eptesicus fuscus (big brown bat)
Lineage: Eukaryota; Metazoa; Chordata; Mammalia; Chiroptera; Vespertilionidae
Product: transcription elongation factor A protein 1-like
Exons: 1
Coding region: 67-972 (301 amino acids)
Biological process (GO): DNA-templated transcription; transcription elongation by RNA polymerase II; positive regulation of transcription by RNA polymerase II
Cellular component (GO): nucleus
Molecular function (GO): nucleic acid binding; zinc ion binding
Source: RefSeq, a predicted model, not a curated record